This is a messenger RNA of Nymphaea colorata (pocket water lily), 1494 nucleotides long. Its product is annotated as ATG8-interacting protein 2-like. The record is from RefSeq and is a predicted model, not a curated record. The transcript has 3 exons. Gene Ontology annotation, cellular component: intracellular membrane-bounded organelle. Bases 178 to 1257 code for a protein of 359 amino acids. NCBI's taxonomy places the organism in Eukaryota, Viridiplantae, Streptophyta, Magnoliopsida, Nymphaeales, Nymphaeaceae.
AUUUAUUUUUUUCAGUUAAUUUAUCUCUUGCUGCCCGAAGAACUCCCUUUAAAGCGCUCUCCUCUGAAAUGAAGCAAUCUCCUUCCUCAUCUGAUCGGAGCUCGGAACCCUCGUAUCUCUCGUGGUUCCUCGGUUGAAUCAAGGCUUCCGAGUUCUGUGAAGAAACAGCAACAAAGGAUGGCAGAUGGUGAAAAGGAUGGGGAAGGGACUGCAACUCGUGGAAAUGAUUGGGAAGUAGUAUCUCUCACUGCUUCAGCAUAUGCUGCAUAUCCAGGUCCUAGGAAGUUUGAUGAAGGUAAAGUUGAUGAGCAGGGUGAAUUGACAGAUGCUCAGGAAGAGGGUGCAACCCCAAUGUUCUUGUCCAAUCAUUUUGUACCGCCAUCUGGCCAACAUGAAAAUCUACUCGCCAAGUUUCAUCAGACUUCCUUUGUCAAAGAACAUAAAAGUGCUUCUGAUGGCGUUCAGAAGUUGCCAGAAGAAGUUCCCAGUUCCGAAAUUUGUGAUGAAUCUGUGAGUGAAGUUGAUGAUCCAAUGGCAAUGCAUAAGCCAGUAGGAGAAGGGGAGAUGAUUAUGAAAACUGUUGAGAGCUGGAACUUCAAUGAGAUACAGAAAUCAGUUAAAGGUUUGGGGGAAUCAGACUCUUUGCAUGAAAUUCCCUUUUUUGAUGAAAAGGGUAAGAACCUACCCCGUCCUGGUAAAAGUUUCAAAGACAUCAACACUUUGGGAGGACUCGACUGGAUUGAACCAAUCCAGCGGUCAGAAAUAACUGUAGAGCAAAAGCUUGAACCAUUCUGUGCAGAAGCUGAUAAAAGUGGGUCAACCACCUUCAAUGAUAGUCAUAGUGGCCUAGAGGCUGAGUUGCAUAAAGAUGUACCGGAGACAGAGGCUUCUUCUUUGCAAUUGGAUUAUGUUUCUGAUUCUUCAGAGUCAUCAAAGCUUGUAGAGGGAAGGGAAAGCAAAAGAUCUGAUCUUCCCUGUGAAGCAUGGUGGAAGAGGCAGGCUGCCUCUUUAUAUGCACAGGCUAGGGAAGCAAAUGCCUUAUGGUCCGUUUUUGUUGCUGCAGCUGUUAUGGGCCUUGUGAUUCUAGGUCACCGUUGGCAGCAGGAAAAGCUGCACAUUCAGCAGCUUAAGUGGCAAUUUAGCAUUAAUGAUGAGAAAUUAAGCCGCUUGUUGGCUCCUGUGUCGCGGUUUAAAGGUGCACUCCUCGGGCAGCGCCGGGCUCCAGUUCUGGGAUGCAGCAACUCAGUUGAGCAAUGAGGAGGCCUCUGUUAAACAAUUAGAUGAUGACGACAAAACCACAGAGAGAGAGAGAGAGAGAGCCUUGGCUGCACUUGUGCAGCAGACAUUUAAACUGAACUUAGUCUCACGUAAAUGUCACUGUAUAAGCUUGUAUAUAUUCUCCGUUUAAUGAUUGCAAUGUAUGCUGGGAAUGACUGAUGUUUGAAUUCUCUUGCAUGGAAAGGAAAAAUCCUCUCUCGUCUUUAUGUCCUGAAA